Molecule: messenger RNA, 201 nt
Organism: Paramecium pentaurelia
Lineage: Eukaryota; Ciliophora; Oligohymenophorea; Peniculida; Parameciidae
Source: the annotation of a GenBank genome assembly
AUGAGUUCAAUCUAAUCAGGAUAAUUAUUCGUUAGCUAAGCAUUUAAAAAUUGCUUCAAUUAGCUUGUUCCAGAUAUGAAAAAAUUCAAUGGUCAAUAUACAGAAUAAGAUCAAGAUGCCAUGACUAAUUGCUUGGUCAGAUAUAUUGACAGCUUUAGAACAACUUAGAAGGUGUUCUAUUAGACACAUGAGCAGGAAUGA